This is a messenger RNA of Solanum dulcamara, 1438 nucleotides long. RefSeq lists its product as uncharacterized. Lineage: Eukaryota; Viridiplantae; Streptophyta; Magnoliopsida; Solanales; Solanaceae. The transcript has a single exon. The coding region runs from base 60 to 1172 and encodes 370 amino acids. The record is from RefSeq and is a predicted model, not a curated record.
AAUUUUCCAAAUCAGAAUAAUAGAGAGAACAGGAGAGAAAAAAAAGAGGAGUCAAGAAGAUGGGAAGGGUGAAAUUGAACAAUGAUCCAUCUCCAAGCCUAAAGCACUUUAGUCAUCCACAUGAAUUGGAAUCAUGCAUCCAACUCCAAGAUUUAAGCCCUUGUUCAGGAUGCAGACUUCCACCAUUAGGCCAAAUGUACAUAUGUAGGCCUUGCAACUUCACUCUUCAUUUAAGCUGUGCUAAAUUCCCACAGCUGAUUACACACCCCUCUCAUCCGAACCACCCUCUCAACCUCCUCCCAAUUUCCAAAUACCCCGGUGGUCAAUUCAACUGUGAUGCCUGUAAACGCCAUGGAACCGGCUUUAGCUACCAUUGCAGUUAUUGUGAGUUUGAUCUCCAUGUGAUUUGUGCAUCUAAACCUCUCAAAAUCACACACCAACUGCACCAGUGUUCGCUGGAACUCACCUUCAAGAAUCCUUAUGCUAAUGCCAAAGGCUUCUCUUGUGAUGUAUGCCACAAGAUUGAAGCCAAGCAGUGGCUUUAUAGAUGCCCUGUUUGUGAGUUUGAUGUUCAUUUGGAUUGUUUAACUUCUGCCCCUAGACAGGCAGCUUCACAGUCAACUGCUAUCCAGCACCACCAUUCAUUCCCAGGGGCCACUAACCAAUUCCAGCAGACUACUAUGGGUACACAAGCAAGGUCACAUCAUUUGAUGCAUGUCGCAAGUACAGGUGCAAUAACUAACAACCAUUCCCUACAGCCUACAAUAUUUCAAGGACAGGCGAGGCCAAACCAGUUGUUUCAUAAUGCUAGUACAAGUGCAGUUCCACAGCAACAGUUCCUGCAACCUCCUAUAAUUCAAGGACAAGCAAGGCCAAACCUCUUGUUUCAUAGUGCUAGUACAAGUGCAGUUCCGCAGCAACAGUUCCUGCAACCUCCUAUAAUCCAAGGACAAGUGAGGCCAAACCAAUAUAUGCAGACUCCAGGGCCAAACAGUGGUUUCGGGAAUGGUUUGAUGAAUGCUGCAAUUCAAGGACUUGUAGAAGGUGCAGCUCAGCAGGUUGGUCAGACUUUCAUGCAGGGGGUCAUAGGUGGUGGUGACAAUAAUGGUGGAAAUGAAGGAUCAUCAAUCCUUGGAAGCAUUUUUGGUGACUCAUCAGACACACAGUACUAGAUUACAUAUAUUUUUCUUUCCAUUAUACUCGUCUGCGUAAAACAGGUUAGAUUCGGGGUUAAACAUAAAACUCCGGGAGGGAUCACACUCUUUGGUGGGGUUCUUCUUGUUGAAUAGUAGAUACAUGCUUUUGUGUCUUGGUGUUUGCGUUGUAUGCUAUAAUCGAUUACCUUGUCAAAACUAGAGUCAUUGACUUAAACUAUGCAAUAUUGCACAAGUAAUAAGUCCUUUUAAGACUGUUUAAAUAUUAUUUAUUGAUUCUACUA